Molecule: messenger RNA, 1302 nt
Organism: Brienomyrus brachyistius
Lineage: Eukaryota; Metazoa; Chordata; Actinopteri; Osteoglossiformes; Mormyridae
Gene: scgn
Product: secretagogin, EF-hand calcium binding protein
Exons: 11
Coding region: 39-971 (310 amino acids)
Biological process (GO): regulation of presynaptic cytosolic calcium ion concentration; regulation of long-term synaptic potentiation
Cellular component (GO): nucleus; cytosol; terminal bouton
Molecular function (GO): calcium ion binding
Source: RefSeq, a predicted model, not a curated record
GAAGCCCCCCGUGUCCCAUAUGUGUAGGCAGGCUGUACAUGACCCCGCACCCAGGAGGUGGGGUUACUGCUGCUUGCCAAAAACCAAAGAAAUACAUUAUUAUUGUGGAGGACAACAUCGCAGGAUCAGCAGCAGCCUUUUUUGCCCGUAUCAUGGACAUCGCGUUUGACAAUCUGGACGCCGGCGAUUUUCUCCAUAUCUGGCAGCACUUUGAUGCUGACGAUAAUGGCUACAUCGAAGGCAAAGAGCUGGAUGACUUUUUCCGCCACAUGAUGGUGAAACUGCGACCGGGCGAGGAGAUAACAGAAGAUAAAGUUCAGCAGUUGAAGAGGAGGUUUAUGUCCGCUUACGAUCUCACGGCUGAUGGGCGACUCCAGAUACACGAGCUGGCCAAUAUGAUCCUACCCGAGGACGAGAACUUCCUCCUGCUCUUCUGGAGGGAGACUCCCUUGGACAACAGUGUGGAGUUCAUGAAGAUCUGGAGAAAAUAUGACAUGGAUAGGAGUGGAUUCAUCUCAGCCGUGGAACUCAAGAGUUUCCUGAAAGACCUGAUCGUCCAGCAUAAGAAGGUUGUUUCCCCCAGCAAGCUGGACAAAUACACAGAAGCCAUGAUGAACAUUUUUGACAGAAAUAAGGAUGGUCAGCUGGAUCUGAAUGACUUGGCCAGAAUCCUGGCUCUUCAGGAGAACUUCCUGCUGCAGUUUAAAAUGGACGCAUCCAGUCAAGAAGAGAGGAAACGAGACUUUGAGAAAAUAUUCGCUCACUACGACGUUAGUAAAACGGGAGCUUUGGAGGGUCCAGAGGUGGAUGGUUUCGUGAAAGAUAUGAUGGAGCUGGUUAAGCCCAGUAUCGGCGCCACGGACUUGGACAAGUUCCGCCAGGUUCUGCUGAGCCACUGUGACAUGAACCGCGACGGAAAGAUCCAGAAGAGCGAGCUGGCUUUAUGCCUGGGCAUAAAGGUCAAGCCUUAAACUGAGCUGCCAUCAUCGCAAGACUAUAGUUUAGCCAGUGGUGUGACUUUUAAUUUGCUUAAGUGUGUGUUUGGGCACCAAGAGCACGACCCAUAGCACUGACACGUGACUCUUAGCCUAUGAAUAUCUGACAGUGUGUGUGUGUGUUGGUACUGCUGUAAAACUCUUAGUUUUCUGUCACCAAAGCAAGUGCUUUCUCAGUUGGAGAAUGGAGACGUGCUGUAGGAAUGGGGCAGAAAUGUGUGCCACAACUUCUGAGAUAGAGGAACCAGAAUGCUAGAUGUGCCAGACCUGUAUCUCUUAAAAUAAAACCUGAAAUAUUCUCAUUGGC